Molecule: messenger RNA, 2109 nt
Organism: Diprion similis
Lineage: Eukaryota; Metazoa; Arthropoda; Insecta; Hymenoptera; Diprionidae
Gene: mirr
Product: iroquois-class homeodomain protein IRX-6
Exons: 5
Coding region: 209-1975 (588 amino acids)
Biological process (GO): neuron differentiation; regulation of transcription by RNA polymerase II; cell development
Cellular component (GO): nucleus
Molecular function (GO): RNA polymerase II cis-regulatory region sequence-specific DNA binding; DNA-binding transcription factor activity, RNA polymerase II-specific
Source: RefSeq, a predicted model, not a curated record
AGGUGCAACGUUCUUCGAACCGACCCCUCGUACAUACACAAGGUGGAGAAAAGGGGUUGGUUGGUUACCGCAGUGUGUGAAGUGUGAUUUAUCCUACUACCUAUAUAUAUAAUCAGUGGACUGUGCAAUGACGACCGCGAAGUGAAAAAAGAAUGACGCUAGCCUAGCGGUGUUUCACUACUUACGGCCCAUAGUCGGCCGACACAACAUGUCACAGUUCUCCUUCAGAGGAUCACCCAAUUUGCAGUGCCCUGUGACAGCCACACCCUCGCUAUCCUCGACUUCUCCGUCGCCGGCAUCCGCGCCGGUCCUGAGCGGCGGCAGCGUCUCUUCGUUGGGGAGCGCAGUAGGUAAUUCCUCGUUGCAAGGCAGGAUGGCGGUGACGAGUGCGGUGGUCAGGCCACCUGGGAGUCCGACCGCCUCCGUCAGUCCAUCUCACGCGCCUCCUUCCGCCGGCGGAAGAUGCUGCGAUACCGGAAGGCCCAUCUUCACCGACCCCCUGACCGGGCAGACCGUCUGUUCCUGCCAGUACGACCUCCUUGGCGGCUACCAACGACUCGGGGCCCUUCCAACCGCCGCCCUUUCCAUGUACAGCGCGCCCUACGCCGCAGCCGCCGCCGCAGCCGCCUCCGAAGGGAUGGCGGCAUACUUCCCUGGACUCGGUGCUGACCAGGCGCCGUUCUACACCCCCACGGCCGCUGGUCUUGAGUUGAAAGAAAACCUCGGAGCUGGAGCGGCUGCAGCAUGGACCUAUCCUUCGGUCUAUCAUCCCUACGACGCGGCCUUCGGUUACCCAUUCAACGGCUAUGGCAUGGACCUGAACGGCGCGAGGCGGAAGAACGCGACACGCGAAACGACGAGUACCCUUAAGGCGUGGCUCAACGAGCACAAGAAAAACCCCUACCCUACCAAAGGCGAGAAAAUCAUGCUGGCCAUCAUCACCAAGAUGACCCUCACCCAGGUAUCGACGUGGUUCGCCAACGCCCGAAGGCGACUCAAGAAGGAGAAUAAAAUGACCUGGGAGCCCCGGAACAGGGUCGAAGACGAGGAUAACAAUAACGAGGACGAUGACAGUGGCAGGAAAAGCGUCGACGAGAAGGACCGACUAGACUCGAAGGAUUCGGGAACAGGUUCAAGCGAGGACGGUGAGCGGCCGGCGCACCGUUUGGACAUGUUACACGGCAGCAGCGGGGUAUCAGGAGGGUUGCAGGGUGGACGAGCGGAGAGCGAAUGGAGCGAAUCGCGAGCGGACAGCGGUCCGGACAGUCCCGAAUGCCUCUACGACCAGCGAGAACCCCGGCACCCCCUCCAGCUGCAGCACCCUGCGUACCUCUCCUCCGCGCACGGUCGUCUGCUGCAGCACCCCUCGCCGGAAAGCACCUCGCCAAGUGGUCACCACCUCCCCGCAAGUACCAGCGCCUCGUCCCAAGGCCCCGGGGGCCCAGCGAAGCCGCGAAUCUGGUCGCUGGCGGAUAUGGCGAGUAAAGACGGGGACCAGCAGAGCCCGCCGCAGGGGUUGCAGGGCCUGGGUUCGCCUUACGGCGGGGGUGGGAAGCUGGUGAGUCCAUUGGCGAGUAGAAUGCCGGCUCACCACCCGCUGCACCCGAUGCACCCUGGCUCGCAGUUCGUUCGUCCUCAUCCGGACUUCUACAGGAACUUUUACGGCGCCUCGCACCUUGGAUCGGGGGACAUGUCGUUACUCGAGACUUACUCGAGGCUCGGGGGACUCGGAGGCGUCAUGCCGGCAGUCAGCGCCCCCAGUGUCCUAACCUCGUCUUCCUCGACCUCCGGGGCCGUCAAGUCCUUCCCCGUGAAUGGGGGCCCGGGCCCGGGUGGCCCUGGGAUCCUCCUGACGACGACAUCCGGCGUAUCACCGUCCUCGUCCUCCACCGCCUCAUCCGGAGGCUCCGACCAGUCCCCUCAUCCCGGAAACAGCAUCCCCCCAACGGAACUCAAGUCACCCGGCAGGGUUUGAUCCGAAGACCCGUUGAGACCUGGUCUCGGCGAGCGUUGAGAGGAGUUUUUUGGAGGGGAUUCACCUUCCGGGAUCGCGAGAUCGAAUUCGAGGAGAUCGCGACGAAUGAUACGAAUCGUAUUGUUAUUAUUUUC